Vombatus ursinus (common wombat) is the source of this 2799-nucleotide messenger RNA. RefSeq names its product matrix AAA peptidase interacting protein 1 (gene MAIP1). Lineage: Eukaryota; Metazoa; Chordata; Mammalia; Diprotodontia; Vombatidae. Bases 101 to 1021 code for a protein of 306 amino acids. The transcript is spliced from 5 exons. Gene Ontology annotation, molecular function: ribosome binding. The record is from RefSeq and is a predicted model, not a curated record. Gene Ontology annotation, cellular component: mitochondrial inner membrane. Gene Ontology annotation, biological process: protein insertion into mitochondrial inner membrane from matrix; inner mitochondrial membrane organization.
CCGGAAGCAAACCCGACAGACCCGGUUUGAAGCUGGCGAGUUUCCCGUCCGGCCCGCUCUUGAGGUUGCACCGGCCUGGUUGGGGUGAAAGGCCGGCAAAAUGGCGCUGGCCAUUCAGCUGCCCCGCUCCCUGAUCGCCCGGCUGCUGACUGGCAGAGCCGUCCGCCCAGCCCGGUUCGGGCCCGCAGAGACGUUGCCACCCUUCCCCGACUACUGCUGCCGCUGCCGCCUCAGCCUCAGCCUCAGCCUCGGCUCCUGGGCUGCCCCCGGGGCUGGCUGGGCCCGGGCAGCGGCGUCCCCCCGCCUCAGCCGCCGUCGCCCCCUCCUCAGCCCAGCCCAGCAUUACCCAGCCGCCGCUGCCGCCGCCUUCGUUCUCCCCGGGCCCGGCCCCUGCCCCGCUCCUCCCGAGCGGAGCUACAGCAGCACAGAGGAGCCGCAGCCGCAGCCGCCGCCGCCGCGCCAGCAGACCAGGGUCCUGUACCUGGGGCUGUUCAACCCCCUCGUGUGGCUCCGCACCCGCGUCUACUCCUUCCUCAUCUGGGCCUAUUUCGACCAGGAGUUCAGCAUCGCCGAGUUCACCGAGGGCGCGAAGCAGGCUUUUGCGCAUGUAUCUAAACUGCUUUCUCAGUGUAAAUUUGAUCUUCUGGAAGAACUUGUCACCAAGGAGGUACUCCAAGUGUUGAAGGAAAAAGUUGCUUCACUGCCUGACAACUAUAAGACUGCACUUGCUGCUGAAUUCGAUGAAAUUGUAUACACUGCAACAGGUGACAUCUCCAUUUACUAUGAUGAUAAAGGAAGGAAAUUUGUUCACAUCCUGAUGUGCUUUUGGUAUCUAACCAGUGCCAAACUCCCUGAUGAGACGUUAAGUGGAACCAAAAUAUUCCAAGUUCAGCUAGGGGAUCAGAAUGUAGAAACUAAACAGCUUCUUAGUGCAAACUAUGAAUUUCAGAGAGAGUUUACACAAGGAGUGAAACCUGACUGGACGAUUGCAAGGGUGGAACAUUCAAAAUUAUUAGAAUAAUCGUCUUUCUCUUGGAAAAUCAGCUUUUUGAACUUUUAAGAACUGCUGUGACAAACUAAAAAUAGAACUUUUUGCAUCACUCGAUCUCCACGUAAUCUAUUCUGUGGAAUAAUUUUGUAUUACUUUGAAAUAUUUACAGUAUCUUGGUGUGACACAAUAAAAAAAUUUUUGCAGAUCUUCACCACCUUAUAUAAAAUACUUUUUUAAAAAUAGACUUUUUGAUGUUGUAAAUGAUCAUGACGCAUAUGCCAUCAGGCAUGGAUUUCACUACCUUUUAAAAGAGGUAAUGUAGAGGGAUUAUAAAACCUUAAAGACUUAGAUAUUUGGUGCUUAACUCACUUAUAGUAUUUAAUCAGGUCCAUUAUAAGUUUUUUUUAAAGCCAUGAAUGAAAUUUAUCUCUUGAAAGAGCUAGUUUUGCUGAGAAAGUCACACAAAUCAUGACUUUGAACCAACUGAGUAUUUUCCCAGGUUAUUGAUAAAAUAGUGGUUGCCAAGGAAAGAUACAUAUGACUGAAUACCAAUCACCUCUCAUAGUCAAAUAAAUGCACAAGCAGUUUAAAAGCUUGGAAUGAAUUCACCAGCUCCUAAACCUUAAAUCAUUAAAAUUUUAAAAUUGGAACUGACCUGAGAGUGUUUAUAAUUGAAAACUCUCAUUCUACAGAUCAGAAAACUAAGACCCAGUGAACAUAAGUGGCUUGCACAAGGUCACACAGCUAAUUAAUGGCAGGCCCAAAACAGGAACCCAGGGGUUAGGAUACUCGGUUCAGCAUUUUUUCCACAAUGAUACUGGCCUGGGGCCAGAAUGAUUUUCAGUUAUUUAGCAAUAUCACUGUGUUCAAGCAAAAGGCGGGAUAUGUCAAUUCAGGGCCCUUUCCCAACAUUGCCAAUUUCUUUCUCUCUUUUUCUCUCCUUUCUCUUCCUUUCCUUUUCCCCUCUCCUCUGUUCUCUCUUGUUUCCACUCUUUUUUUAAAAGACUGGGUGACCUUAUCUUACUCCGGCUGGAAGUGCAGGGCCUACUCAUGAGCCUAAUUCCAUUGCUUUCACUUCUUCACUUUCCAAUCUGGGCCGGUUCACCCAAGGGCAGUACCUUGAAGCUAAUGGUAUUGGUAAUGGACUUAAUGUGGACAACCAGUCAGCUUUUGCCCACUGUAACUCGGAACUCCAGCUUCCCCCAGUAGCAGGGACAAUAGGUGUGUGCCACCACUCCCUAUACCAAUUGCUUAGCUUUCUUUCUCAAAAUUCUGGUCGUUUUUGUAAAUAUUUGAUCAAUUUGCCUUUCAUAUUUUUCCCAGGUUAUUUUGUGUUACAUGGAUGAAAUAAAACUGUCAGUAGGAAAAAAGAACUCCCAAGUUUUACGUCAUUUCAAGGAACUUUUAAGUGACUGCAUGUAAUGUGAUAGAUACCAUUCAAAGCAACUUAGCCCCUAAAAUAAUUAAAAUGAAAUUCUCAACUUAGUGGUGAGUAGCACUCAGUUGUGUCUACUGUGCUUUCCCUGGUUACCCUUUCUGUACUUGGGGUUGUUGAGUUUUAAUACUUAGAGUAACAUAGUGAUACAUAAUUUUUAUAUAUGGCUUGUUUUUAUAGCCUUUUAAAAAUUAAGUAAAAAACCUGGAAAAUUUUUCUUCUUACAUGGACUUUACUGUUGUUUUCUAUUUAGGAAAAUCCUUAAACUCUCAAAAUGAUAUGAUUCUAUCUUUGAAAUUAUCAUAACACUUUUUAAAUUAAAAAAAAAAGCAAAUGGAAAUUUUGUUUUUAUCUGAAGCUUCCUGGUUGCAUU